This is a messenger RNA of Ectocarpus siliculosus, 1752 nucleotides long. The record is from the annotation of a GenBank genome assembly. Lineage: Eukaryota; Phaeophyceae; Ectocarpales; Ectocarpaceae.
AUGGCGGUCCCACCCGCCCAGCAGCAGAGCGGCGGUGAAUCUAAUCAGCAGUCUGGUACAGGUACUCUGUCGGACCUCGUGAAGGACAUGGUGAAGGAGAUGGAUGGGGACGACUUCUACUCGACCACGACGGACUUGUAUGAUGAGUCUGCAGAGGAGCACUGGUUCAACAUCGACAUCACCCUUGAGCCCGACGGCGAGGGCCUAGCCGCCGGCGAAGAUCCGCCGCCGCCCGUCCAUGCGGCAUCUCUACGCAAGCCAUGGUCGGAGUUCCAGCGGCUGCACUACCUCCUCCUCGCCGAUGAGUUCGGCUGCGACGAGGUCUUCAGCGGUUUCCUAGAAGAGCACAGCCGGCGCCGCCACCGCGGCGCAAACAAGGAGGACGAGGAGAAGGAGAGCGGCGGCGAUGGUUCGGCGGGGGCUUGCAGCACUGGCGAGGAAGCGCGGAAGAGCCCCGAAACAGCGAUCGAUUUCCUGCUGCAGCCGUUCGAGUACGGCAGGGCGUACGUGCCGCGGCGGGCGGAGCACACGGAGAGCAUCGACGUUCUCCGCGGCGAGAGCGUGGUGUGGAAGUUCGAGGUGCUGGACCACCUAGACAUCGACUUCUCGGUCACGUUUCGACCCCACCCGCUGGCCUCUUCCUCCCGCCGGCCGCUCGAGGCGGACGAAGACGGCGGCCGGCCAUCGACAGCGGAAGAACAAGAAGAAGAAGACCGCGGCGUUCUCGACGCUGGAGUGGGCUUGGCGAGUAGUCCGGGCCCCAGAGGCGUCGGCAACGGGGGUGUAGCUGCGUCAUCGGCGAACGGCGACAGCAGUGGCACCGAGGCCGGGAGGAAGCGUUCGAGAUGGUGGGGCAGAAGCGGCGGCUGCGAAGGUGCGGCGGGGGAUGCAGAUGGUGGGACUGGAGGGGGGGCCGUGAGCGCGCCGAAGGGUGAGACCGUGCACCUGCCGACGAGGUACUCUACCGGGGGGGGCGAUCCGGUGCAAGGGAGCUUCAGCUGCCCCGCGGCCGGGACGUGCAUUUUGCGGUGGGACAACGCCUUCAGUCGAUUACGCGGGAAGCGACUUUGCUUCGUGUUUGAGUCUGUCACCGUGCAGACGAUGCAGGCGGCCAUCGAGGCCGCGGGCGCGGCCGAUCACAAGAGGCGCGCCGCGCGCAGUGCGGCGGCGCAGACCAUCCUGGACAGCGGGCGCGGCGAGGUCAAGGUCUGCGUGACGGCGGUCGGGGCCGCAGAUGACUAUGGCGGCGACGAAGAAGACGUGAAAGAAGUCGGUGCAGCUUUUUUGGCGUUAGUGCCAAGAAACGUCAUGAACCUGCCUUCUUUCCACACGGUCGAGAGACUCGAACGAAGCCUCGAGGAGACGCGGGAGGACCUCUCGACGGUUCGCAAGACCCUGCGCGAGACCGAGACCGCUAGGGACGAGGCGGCGGCGGCCGCGGCGGAGGCAAGCGCCGGGCUGCAGACGUCCGAGGAGCAGCUUCUUCGCGCGAGACGGCAGCACGACCUCCUGCAGGCCGAGCGGAGCGUGUGGCACGUCGCUCGGAGCGGCAUCCAAGAGGAGCUGGCGAAGGUUGUAGCCGAACUGGAGCAAGAGCGACAUCGCCACGAGGACACGAGCCGCGCCCUCGCCAAGUCCCACGAAUCCCGCGCGCACGCGGAGGCGGAGGCGGCGCGCCUGUCCCGCCGGCUGGAGGAGGAGCGCGGGGGCGCCGGGGGCGCCCGGGAGGACCUCGCUUCCGAGCUACGCUGA